GGCUGGAGGGCGGUGCUCCAGCCCUCUGUUCCCGAGCUCUCCCGCCGCCACCGCCGCCCGCGGGGCCCGCUGGUGCGCCGCCCGCCGCCGCGGGAGCCAGAGGGGUAGGACCAUCGGGCAUGCCUGCCAGCGGCGUGUGGGCGCGCCUGUUUCCUCACAGCCUUGUCAGGAGAAGGUGUUGGCGAAGUUUUGGAUUUUUGCCAAUCUGACAGAUGGAUUUGCGGGUGCAGAGAGCGUGUGGAAGGGCCGUGUCCGUGUUGGCAGAGAAGGUUGGCUGCUGAGCCGGGGCGUGUCUGCAGGAGGCCUGCCAGGCUGCCUGGAUCCCUGCCUCACCGCCAUGGGCCGCCCAGGCUGAGCAGCCAGUUCCUGCUGGAGGCUCCUGGUGUCAUCUGGGGGACCAUGUCCAGGACCCCCAACUGCCUGCUGCAGCUGCUCUGGGGUGCAUCGAGGCAGCGGGUCUACACCCUGUUCAUCAUCGGCUUCAAGUUCAUCUUUUUCGUCUCUGUCAUGAUCUACUGGCACAUUCUGGGAGAGCCCAGGGGCCAAGGACAAUUCUUUAACCUGCCUGUUGACAUCGCCUGCCCCCGCUUGGUCCCCCCGCCACCGCCCUCUAGCACCCCCGCUCUGCACAACAUCUUCUUCUUGGAGACCUCAGACCGGACCAACCCCAACUUCCUGUUCAUGUGCUCAGUGGAGUCGGCGGCCAGGGCCCACCCCGAGUCCCGGGUGGAGGUCCUGAUGAAGGGGCUGCCUGGUGGCAAUGCCUCCCUCCCCCGGCACCUGGGCCUCUCUCUUCUGAGCUGCUUCCCCAACGUCCGGAUACUCCCGCUGGACCUGGAGGGGCUGUUCCGGGACACGCCCCUGGCGGCCUGGCACGAGGCGGCGUGGCGGCGCUGGGAGCCCUACCUGCUGCCCGUGCUCUCCGACGCCGCCAGGAUCGCGCUCAUGUGGAAGUUCGGCGGCAUCUACUUGGACACGGACUUCGUCGUCCUCAAGAACCUACGGAACCUGACCAAUGUGCUGGGCACUCAGUCCCGCUAUGUCCUCAAUGGUGCCUUCCUGGCCUUUGAGCGCCAGCACGAGUUCAUGGCGCUGUGCAUGCGUGACUUCGUAGCCCACUAUAACGGCUGGAUCUGGGGCCACCAGGGCCCACAGCUGCUCACGCGGGUCUUCAAGAAGUGGUGUGGCAUCCGCAGCCUGGAUGAGAGCCAUGCGUGCCGCGGUGUCACCACCCUGCCACCCGAGGCCUUUUACCCCAUCCCCUGGCAGAACUGGAAGAAGUACUUUGAGGAUGUCAGCCCCGAGGAGCUGUCCCGGCUGCUCAACGCCACGUACGCCGUGCACGUGUGGAACAAGAAGAGCCAGGGCACACGCUUUGAGGCCACGUCCAGGGCGCUGCUGGCCCAGCUCCACGCCCGCUACUGUCCCACGACGCACGAGGUGAUGAAGAUGUACUUGUGAGGGGCCUGCCCGGCCACCUCCCCUGCCCCGUCGUCUGAUGGAGAAGGGCUCUUGGCCACCCUUCCUGGGGAGGCGAGAGGGGAGGGCCGGAGAGGGCAGCCUGAGCCGCAGCAGGCCGGGAUUUGGGACAGGCUGUGGGGGGACAGAGAACCGUCAGCCCCAGAGGUGUUCUUGGAGGACGUGCUGUGGAUCCUGGGAUCCGCUCACUUCAAGCCAGUGUGAGGCUGGCGGGACACCCCCUAGGCCAGUGCACUGUCUCAGGGUAAAGGUGACCAGUGAUGGGGGAGGGCUCCAGCCAGAACCAGCUGGAGAGAGCUGGGGGAGUGCCUGGGUCUUCUAGACAACACCCAAGAGCGGUGACCAUCGAAGCAUCUUCCAGGGCGGCUCAGGGAAGCCAGGCUGGUUGGGGCCGAGGUGCUGGUGAGGGACGCACACAGAAGCCCCAGGAAAGGGGAUGGGAAGGAGGGAGGAGCUCCAAGAGCUUAGCAGGCGGGGCGGCGGCCUGUGGGAGAGGGGGCUGCAAACGCAGCCCCGAGAGCCCCGGGGCAGGGGAUUUGCUAUUCCCUGGUUUGCGUUUCUUUUUGUUGGGCUGAGGCCGGGAGAGCUGGCCGAGGAGCAUUUUGGGGACAGCCCUCUGGCCCAUCCCAUCCUUCCUUUCCAGAAGAUGUCGCAAGGGGGACAUGUGUCAGCUGCCUGCUCCAGGGCCCUGGGGGCAUGGAGUUCUUUUGGCUUGGGAAAAGCAUUUUAAAGAAAACUCCCUCCGCCUGCCGGUGACAGACACAGGAGAAUAAUAAAUAUAAUGAAAGUGAC
Molecule: messenger RNA, 2271 nt
Organism: Equus caballus (horse)
Lineage: Eukaryota; Metazoa; Chordata; Mammalia; Perissodactyla; Equidae
Gene: A4GALT
Product: alpha 1,4-galactosyltransferase (P1PK blood group)
Biological process (GO): glycosphingolipid biosynthetic process
Molecular function (GO): galactosyltransferase activity
Source: RefSeq, a predicted model, not a curated record